Rhinichthys klamathensis goyatoka is the source of this 1053-nucleotide messenger RNA. It is a transcript of the gene fgfr1op2, whose product is annotated as FGFR1 oncogene partner 2. The coding region runs from base 83 to 730 and encodes 215 amino acids. The transcript has 6 exons. The record is from RefSeq and is a predicted model, not a curated record. Lineage: Eukaryota; Metazoa; Chordata; Actinopteri; Cypriniformes; Leuciscidae. Gene Ontology annotation, biological process: response to wounding.
CAUUUCCCAGAAAUCCUUGCGCGUGACGUCACGACCGCGGCAACAGGAAGUGUUCAAACUGAGUCGUUGCUGUAGAGAAGGAAUGACCUGUACACUUGAGAAGGUGCUGGCCGAUGCCAAAUCACUGGUGGAGAGACUCCGAGAUCAUGACAAUGCUGCUGAGAUCCUGAUUGAACAAACCACACUGCUGAAUAAGAGAGUGGAGGCCAUGAAGCAGUAUCAGGAUGAGAUCGAGGUGUUGAACCAGGUGGCGAGACAUCGGCCACGCUCUACUCUGGUCAUGGGAAUCCAGCAGGAAAACCGGCAAAUACGGGAACUGCAGCAUGAAAACAAAGAGCUGCGCACGUCGCUGGAGGAGCAUCAGUCUGCGCUGGAGCUGAUCAUGAGCAAAUACAGAGAGCAGGUGUUUCGCCUUCUGAUGACCAGCAAGAAAGAUGAUCCUGCUAUAGUCACUCAGCUCAGAGAACAGCACACUAAUGAGAUGCAAGCGCACAUUGAGAAAAUAAAUGAAAUGGCCACGGUGAUGAGGAAAGCCAUCGAGGUGGAUGAAGGGCGACUGUGUGAGGAUGAGGAGAGAAUCAAACGUCUGCAGCUGGAGAACAGCGGUUUACGCGAGCUGUUGGGAAUCAGUCGCGAGGCGUUUCUGGUGCUGAAGAGAGACGACUCGUCUGACAGCACGUCUCUGUCUCCACUGCUCACCAGCACAGAUGUCAGUCUGAGGAAGAGCUAAAGGCCAACAGAGACUCCGAGUUUACAAACCAUCAUUCAGACAGAGCUGCCCAACAAAUCCCACAAUCCUCCAUUACAGGGCCGUGAUGACCUCACACGGCUGUCUGUCAUGAGGGGUUUUGCAGGAAGAGCUUGUGAAAUCUGGGAUUCCAUUACUUUUCCAUCUCUCCAUUAUCAUGUCUUCAGGCUGGAAAAGUGCAAUGACCAAAUUGACUGAUUCAGCCAUAUGAAAACAAUCAUUUGUGGAAUGACCUAUAGGCAGAUUGUGAAUGAUUACUUUACCUGAACACGGGACUUUGUAAAGGAAAUGUCACAGUGUGUCAU